Cyprinodon variegatus (sheepshead minnow) is the source of this 1105-nucleotide messenger RNA. RefSeq names its product corticotropin-releasing factor-binding protein-like. Gene Ontology annotation, biological process: negative regulation of corticotropin-releasing hormone receptor activity; negative regulation of corticotropin secretion; hormone-mediated signaling pathway. The record is from RefSeq and is a predicted model, not a curated record. NCBI's taxonomy places the organism in Eukaryota, Metazoa, Chordata, Actinopteri, Cyprinodontiformes, Cyprinodontidae. The transcript has 8 exons. The coding region runs from base 38 to 1105 and encodes 355 amino acids. Gene Ontology annotation, molecular function: corticotropin-releasing hormone binding.
CAUUUCGGAGAACAUUUGUGGAGAGACGCUCCUAAGGAUGUCCGCGGCUCUGCGCGCUCAGCUCUUUCUCUGUCUUGUUUCCCUGCUAUCUGGAAUUGGACUCACUCGUUACAUCGAGGACAUCGAUGCUUCGGAUGGAUUGUAUUCUCUGAUCAGUUUGGCCCAGAAAAGAGACUCAGAGGAUUUUAUUUUUCGCCGACCUCUUAGAUGCUUGGACAUGCUGGCAACUGAAGGCUAUUUCACAUUUGUUGCAACUCGGCCACAGCUGGCUUGUGCUGCCUUCAUCAUCGCUGAGCCCAGUGAGGUCAUCAUUCUUGAGCUCUCUGACGUCAGCAUUGACUGCAGUGCUGGAGACUUCAUUAAGAUUUUUGACGGCUGGGUUCUGAAAGGUGAGAAGUUCCCCAGCAGCAAUGACCAUCCUCUCCUCCCACACGAGCGCUACACAGACUACUGCUCGUCUGCUGCAUCAACAGUCUCCGGCCGGUCCUCCCAGAAUGUUGCCAUGAUCUUUUUUCGCAUUCAUAGCCCUGAGAGUGGCUUCACCCUUGCUGUUAAAAAAGUGAACAACCCUUUCCCCUGCAACAUUAUGUCCCAAAAUCCAGAGGGCAGUUUCACCAUGGUGAUACAGCACCAGCGCCGCAACUGCAGCUUCUCCAUCAUCUACCCAGUGGAGAUCCGACUCACGGAUCUGAGCUUAGGGGAUGCCAAAAACAAUGAGAUCAGCCCGCUGAGACAGAUAUGGCCAGGCUGCUCAGGAUCUGGUGACUAUGUGGAGCUGCUGGGAGGAAAUGGAGUAGACACCUCCAAGAUGUUCCCUGUAGCCGAUCUGUGUUUCUCCCUCAGUGGGCUCGAUUUCAGCCAAAGUGGCACACAGCUCUCUGUGCCCAUGGGCUUGCCCUCUCUCCUUCCCUCAGCAGCCCUCAAUGUCGGUCUGGGGAGCCCCAACAUCAUUUGUCAGGGCCGCAUUGGCCCGGUUUCCCGAACGGGCAGAACCAACAGAUCCAGGGUUCCAGGAAUCCUCAGAGCGUUCAGGGUGGUUCAGAGUUCUGAGUCCAGCAUCGAGCUCAGACAGACACGCUCAAAUGAAGACAGGCAGGCUCAGUAG